Anoplophora glabripennis (Asian longhorned beetle) is the source of this 791-nucleotide messenger RNA. Its product is annotated as protein unc-50 homolog. Bases 19 to 774 code for a protein of 251 amino acids. The record is from RefSeq and is a predicted model, not a curated record. NCBI's taxonomy places the organism in Eukaryota, Metazoa, Arthropoda, Insecta, Coleoptera, Cerambycidae. Gene Ontology annotation, cellular component: Golgi membrane. The transcript has a single exon.
AAGAGCCUAAUUGCAACGAUGAGUUAUACCAACACCAAUUUGAACUCUUCAUUAUCGGAAUGCAGCAUUUCAUCUGCAUAUAGUAAGUCCAUUAGAUAUAUGCGUAGAAUUUUCAAAUAUGAUCAAAUGGACUUUCAGUUUGCGUUUUGGCAAAUGCUUUAUUUAUUCGUGUCACCACAAAAACUGAUAAGAAUGUUUCAAGCAAGAAAAUAUACAAAGUCUCAGUACGCCAGGGAUGAUCCAGCUUUUUUAGUUCUAUUUUCAGGAGUGCUUUGUCUAACAUCUGUCGGUAUUUCUAUUGUGCUUAAUUUGUCAUUUAUGCAAUUUAUAAAAUUUCUGUUCUUUGUAAUCUUUGUCGAUACUAUUGGAAUAGGACUAAUAUUAGCUACAAUUUUAUGGUAUCUAACAAACACUUUCAUGAAGCCGAAAAUUAAUUUGCGAGAUAUAGAAUGGGGUUUUUCACUUGACAUGCACUUCAAUGCUUUCUUUCCGCCGUUAAUUUUGUUACAUUUCAUUCAGCUAUUUUUUUAUAACUGGUUAAUCAGCAAAGAUCUGUUCGUGUCGAUAUUACUAGGAAAUAUGUUCUGGCUAGGUGCAGCAUUUUAUUAUGUUUAUAUAAGCUUUUUAGGUUACAAUUCCUUGCAAAUAUUAAACCAUACCAGGGUAUUUUUAGCGCCAAUACCCUGGUUUGUUGUGUUUUAUUUUGCUAGUUUAUUUUUUGAAUGGAACAUAUCCCACAGUGUUAUGAAUUUUUAUAAAUAUAGAGUUUUGUAAAUAAAAUGUGUAACGAU